AAAGAGACGACCAGGAGAAGGUCGACAAAUCGAGCCUAUCCACGGGUUGUUUUUUUUUUUGUUUUUUUCUCAGGGCGAGGCGACGGGGCUGAGGACCGUGGCGAACGUGGUUUGACUGCAGCAGAUCCAGGAAGAACCAGUUUGCUUUUCACUGCACACUCAUGACAAUGGACAUGAAAGGCGAACAGCAGGACGAAGACAGUUCUUUCAGCAACACCGACACUAAUGGUAAACGUCCUGCUGAGGACCUGGACGAGGAGCAGGCCUUCAAACGGUCACGCAACAUUGAUGAGAUGGUGGAGCUGCGCGUUCUGCUUCAGAGCAAAAAUGCAGGAGCUGUCAUUGGAAAAGGGGGCAAGAACAUAAAAGCGCUUCGCACAGACUACAAUGCCAGUGUUUCAGUCCCAGACAGCAGUGGCCCAGAGCGGAUCCUGAGUGUGAGCGCCAGCAUCGACACUAUCGGAGAUAUUCUCCUGAAAAUCAUACCAACAUUAGAGGAGUACCAACAUUACAGUGGGAUUGACUUUGACUGUGAGCUUCGCCUGCUGAUCCAUCAGAGCUUGGCUGGUGGCAUAAUUGGAGUGAAAGGUGCCAAGAUAAAGGAGCUGAGAGAGAACACUCAGACCACCAUCAAGUUGUUCCAGGAGUGCUGUCCACACUCCACAGACAGGGUCGUCUUAGUGGGAGGAAAACCAGAACGUGUGGUGGAAUGCAUAAAAGUAAUCCUGGAGCUCGUAUCAGAGGCACCAAUCAAAGGGCGCACUCAGCCGUACGACCCCAACUUCUACGAUGAGACUUACGACUAUGGCGGCUUCAACCUGUGCUUUGAGGAUAGGGGCAGACGACCCAUGGGGGGGUUUUCCAUUCGUGUGCGUGGCAGCUAUGACCGCAUGCCCCCUUUACGUGGCAGCAGGCCUUUGCCUCCCCCCAGAAGGGACUAUGAUGACAUGAGCCCCCGCCGAGGUCCACCGCCACCGCCGCUCAGCAGAGGAGGACGAUUAGGGAGCCGAGCGCGCAACCUGCCCCUUCCCCCACCCCCACCGCCAAGAGGAGGAGGAGACCGGUUUUCACAUGGCAGCUAUCAUGGCAGCAUGGAUGACAGACCAAGUGAAAGAAGAGGCAGAGGAGACCGCUAUGACAGCAUGAGUGGAGGCGGAUAUGACAACAAUUCUUCCUGGGAACGAUUUCCAUCUGGUGGCAGAGGGUCAUACAGUGACCUUGGAGGCCCGGUUAUCUCCACCCAAGUCACCAUCCCAAAAGAUCUGGCGGGCUCUAUCAUUGGGAAGGGCGGCCAGAGGAUCAAGCAGAUCCGCCAUGAGUCUGGGGCGUCCAUCAAGAUUGAUGAACCACUAGAGGGCUCUGAGGACCGCAUCAUCACCAUCACCGGGACACAGGACCAGAUCCAGAACGCCCAGUACUUACUGCAGAACAGUGUGAGGCAGUACUCUGGCCGGUUCUUCUAGAGGGAAGCGGAAGAGCGAGGGAAGCCAUGCUGCCAUACUGUUUGCUCGCAAUAUUCAGAGCCAACAUUCCUCCGCUUUGGGUAGACAUGUCUCUUCCCUUUAACCGUCUCCAGCUACACCGCCGACGUCUCCACCAUCUUUUAAUUUAGAGGCCUGAAAAAAAAAAAAAAUCUACGUUUCAGUGCUGGUGUAUAUUCUUUUAUUCUACCUAGGGGUGUGUAACCCAUCUGUGUGAUUAGGUUUGGUCUCGUCAGCCAGGUCUAGGCUUCAUCUUCGGUGGUUCAGUAAUGCAAGCAGAAUGUAUUCAUUUCUCUUCUUGUUGCUUUAAAGUUGUUUUUAUUACCUCCGUUGAAUUUUAAGCGCGUUCUCCUAACAAAAGACAAAUAGUUUUUGAAUUGUGGAAAAAGUUAAAUAACGUUUUGAUUUCUCCAUAUGCGAAGGUGCUCUUAUGUUGUGGGUUAUGAGGAGAACAUUUAUUUUGGAGCAGAGGAAAGCAAUAGUAAUCUGAAUUUAACAGAACAGAAGUUCAGUUUUAUAUUUUAUACUUUAUUUGGUACCAAGAGAAACUGGUUAACAGCGUGUUGGGCCUUCGUACUGGAUGAGCAUGGAUGUAAGACUGGGUCAGCCUUUGGCUUAAUAAAUCAGGUGACCGAUGAAACCCACACGGUUGGUUAUACAGCUGGGCACACACUAGGCAUGGCCUAGUAUGAGACUGUAUAAGUAUGAAUACUAGUCUGAAAAUUUCAUCAGCAUCAAGAUAUUUAGACAAAAAAAGAAAGCUCUUAUUGCUUUUAAUUAAAACAUAAACACAUUUUUUGUCCUACUUUUGGUAAAAAUAAAUAAUACAUUGGCUAACACAAUUAUGUUUUUUUUAUAAACAUAAUUAAAAUGCUUAAAAAUAUUGCUUCCAAAUUUUGUAAUUGUGACUACUGUUAUCUGAAAUAUUUGUAUGGGAGGGGCUGUGCUCCAUACAGCCAGAUAAGACCCCAGUCAUUCAGCUGUAGGAACAGGAUAAUGGAAAAUCUUAUAAACAGUUAUAAUAAAUGGUACCAGUCACCAACCCAUGGAUACCACACAUAAAAAAUAAAUAAACCAAUGAAACAUGUAAAAAUGACUGAUAUGUGAUUGGUCUGUUGCUGGGAGGGUUAAACCUGUUGCUGCCAUGACUUUUUUUUUAGCCAACAGUCUAGUCCAGUGCUUUUUGGUAAUAAAACCUUUUCCACACGUCUUCUGUAUAAAGGUGAAAUAAAUGUGCUAGACUGUUAAGGCAAAAAGGAGGGAAAAAAGUCUGUAAAUCUACAUUUAUUUCAAAGAGAAUUCUACAGUGUGUGUGUAUAUAUAUAUAUUUGUUUAAAACCUUUACGACUUUAAGUUUGACCCAAACUGUGUGAUACUUUCCUGAAAGAGAAAAGUGCCAAAAACACAGAUUUACAAAUUUUCUUCUUUUUUUUUUUUUUUAUGAUGGCCACUUUGUGCCAAACAUUAUAAACAAAGGAACCAUACCCUGAGAUCAUAUUGAUGCCAUUGAAAACACAGUGUUUUAAAAAAUAUAAUAAAUUUUAGAACAAAACUGGGGAAAAAUAUAUAUUCAAAAGAAGGCAUGCUUACGGAGGAACCUGGGCAGUUUGCUUAUUCGCCAUUUUGUACCAUUGCACUUUUGGUCGUUCUGUACCUGAGUUUCAGUUGUGAACUGUAGGACAUUUCAUACCAACCUCACCGAAGAUUUUUAUAGCCUACUCAGUUGACUGUGGUUUUAUGACUGCUUUAAAUAUAAUCUACCAGCAGGAGGGACCUUAAAUUAUUUAAACUUGAUGAGCGAUGAGAGCCUGUUAUAGUUCCUUAGUUCACUGGGGUUCCAGCCAAAAUAAGUGGAAAUGAGAUAACAUACAAAUUAAAGCAGAUUUGAUCAUUUUCAUGGCCACGAAUCUCUGUAAGUCAUAAAAAUACCUAACUGCAAGGAAAAACAAACACACCAAUGCUUGUGUAUGUGGGUAUGAAAUGUAAGAUGGGAUGAAAAGGCGCAAAAUUGGAGGUACAAACUGGUGAAGGGACAAAUUGAUCCAGGGCAGUUUGUGUAUAUAUAUAUAUCUAUAUAUUUAAAAAAAAAAAGUUUCCUGAAAAUGUUUUUUUGAUGCCGGAGUUAUAUUUUGAAUCUGUUCUACUGUAAAAUAUCUUCAGGAUCAACAACUUUUUCAUUAAUAUUGAGUCCGUUUUCUGCCACUAGCAGGGAGGGAUUUGCUGUAUUUUAGCCUCGGCAUCAUAUCUGUUCAUCCAGUUAAUUUUUUUUCAUUUUUGACAUAUGGAAAACCAAUUGCGUUUUUUUUUUUUUUUUUUUUUUUUGUUUUUUUUUGGAAAGCACUUCUCUAUGCGAGGCAGAUGCAGCUUUUCAAGUCCAGGAGAGAUGAAUUCUGUAUUUGCUCUCUAUUUGUAGUAACUGCAGGUGUUUAGUAAAUAAAGUCUGUGUCACAGCCCUGA
This is a messenger RNA of Fundulus heteroclitus (mummichog), 3938 nucleotides long. It is a transcript of the gene hnrpkl, whose product is annotated as heterogeneous nuclear ribonucleoprotein K, like. Bases 162 to 1463 code for a protein of 433 amino acids. NCBI's taxonomy places the organism in Eukaryota, Metazoa, Chordata, Actinopteri, Cyprinodontiformes, Fundulidae. The record is from RefSeq and is a predicted model, not a curated record. The transcript is spliced from 16 exons. Gene Ontology annotation, cellular component: cytoplasm; nucleus. Gene Ontology annotation, molecular function: mRNA binding. Gene Ontology annotation, biological process: regulation of mRNA splicing, via spliceosome; regulation of transcription by RNA polymerase II.